This is a messenger RNA of Gopherus evgoodei (Goodes thornscrub tortoise), 2674 nucleotides long. RefSeq names its product angiopoietin 4 (gene ANGPT4). Bases 467 to 1969 code for a protein of 500 amino acids. Gene Ontology annotation, biological process: signal transduction. The transcript has 9 exons. Lineage: Eukaryota; Metazoa; Chordata; Testudines; Testudinidae. The record is from RefSeq and is a predicted model, not a curated record. Gene Ontology annotation, molecular function: receptor tyrosine kinase binding.
AGCAGGCAGAUAGCCAGGGUCCAGGCAGAGGGAAAAGGGGGGGCAGCCCAGGGGAGGGACAGAGGCAGUGUGUGUGUAUGUGUGUGUGUGUCUGGACAUUUAUGAUUACAUGUGAAACUUGAGCUCCCUGCAGUGGGCUAGGAAAGCAAAAAGACAGAAGUAUUGUUUUUAAACGCUUUUUUUCCCCCGCAAGACGGCCAGGGCUGCUGCAUAGCCAGGAUAACGAUAAAAGGGCUGGGAGGGCUGGGGCUGCUUCGAGGGGCGAGAACGGAGGAAGUGCCAAAAUUACAUUAUUUAGACUUCGUUUAAAGAGGCCAAUAACUUGUUCUGUGCAAACAGUGGCUUGAAAACUGCAGCCUGAGGAGCACUGUCCCCUCCCCCUCUGCAGCUUUCGGCUAGGACCAGGGAGUGUGGGGUCUAGCAGGGGCAGCGUGUGAAGCAGCUGGAGCAGAGGUCUCGGAGCACCAUGCACCGUGUAAAUCUCAGGCUGGUGGCCUUUGCCUGCGUGACGGUGGCUUUCUGGGCGGAGGGUGGCCAGCGGAGGGCGACAGGUGGCGGCAGCAGGCGGCGAUCCCACCGGGUCCAGCAGGGGCAGUGCAGUUACACCUUCGUCCUGCCCGAGGCCGAUCUGCAGCCCUGCCCGCCGACAAGGGCGACCCUCCGUGCCAACACGCUGCAGGGGGACUCACCCGCCGCCACACUGCAGACCCACAACUGGUCCGCACAGCGCAUGCAGCAGCUGGAGAGAGUCCUGGAGAACAACACCCAGUGGCUGCUGAAGCUGGAGAGGUACGUGCAGAUGAACGUGAAGUCAGAGAUGGUCCGGAUCCAGCAGAACGUUGCUCAGAACCAAACAGCCACCAUGCUGGAGAUUGGUACCAGCCUCUUGAACCAAAUGGCAGAGCAGAGCAGGAAACUGACGGUUGUGGAAGCGCAGAUUCUGAACCAAACCACACGAAUCGAGAUCCAGCUGCUAGAGAAUUCCCUGUCCACCAACAAGCUGGAGAAGCAGCUGCUCCUGCAGACGACUGAAAUUCACAAGCUGCAGAACAUGAACAAUGUCCUAGAGACGCGGGUGCUGGAGAUGGAGACCAAGCACCAGACAGAGCUGGAAGGGAUCCACACAGAGAAGGAGAAGCUGCAGCGCCUAGUGAGCCGCCAGAGCCACACGAUUGAGGAUCUGGAGAAGUCCCUCCACGCUGCCAACAGCAACACCAGCCUGCUCCAGCGGCAGCAGCUGCAGCUCCUCGAGUCAGUCCAGAGCCUGGUCCAGCUGGUCUCGCAGGGCAAAGCUCCCCUCGUGCAGGAACAGCAGGUGUCCCAGGACUGUGCUCAGAACCGCCGAGCUGGGUUUAACACCAGUGGGAUUUACACCCUCCACGUCGCCAACAUGACAGAACCCAGGAAGGUGUUCUGCGAUAUGGAGACAGAGAGAGGCGGGUGGACGGUGAUACAGCGCCGAACCAAUGGCAGCGUGAAUUUCCAGAGGAAGUGGAAAGAAUACAAACAGGGCUUUGGAGACCCUGCCGGGGAGUACUGGCUGGGGAACGAAGCUGUGCAUCUCCUGACAAGCCAGGCUUCCUACUCACUGAGAGUGGAGCUCCUGGACUGGGAAGGAAACCAGGCUUACGCCCAUUAUGAGACAUUCCAGCUGGGCAGCGAGCGUCAUCUUUACAGGAUCUCCCUGAAGGGCUACAGUGGAACUGCUGGGCAGCAGAGUGGCAUUGUCCUCCAGGGAAUCAACUUCAGCACCCGCGACUCGGAUAAUGACAACUGCUUCUGCAAGUGCGCCCAGAUGCUGUCGGGAGGUUGGUGGUUUGACGCCUGUGGUCUGUCAAACCUGAACGGCAUCUAUUAUCCUGCCAAGCACAAUGUCCGGAAGCUCAACGGGAUCAGGUGGCACUAUUUCCAGGGGCCCAGUUACUCUCUAAAAGGCACACGCAUGAUGAUAAGACCUUCAGACUUCUAGCGCCCCAGAGCGGGGUGGGGCAGAGGGCAAGCCAAGCUCCAGGCCUCCAAACGGGCAGGCAACAGCCCAUCAUGGAACUGGCAGAACCGUUAGACCAGCCACAGAUGGCAAAGGAACAGGGACACAUCCUAGCAGAAGCAGAGCCCUUGUAACCCAAUGCCUGGGGCUCCAGAGCAAGGAAAAGGAGGAAGAUCUGGAGCUAAGUGGAGAUAUGACUCUGGGCCUGGACUCAUGGGCCUCCCAGGAGGAGGAGAAGAAAGAUCAGAAAAAAAAUCUAAAAACUAAACUGUCCCAUUGGUGUGAAUUACAAGUAUUGGGCUUUCGUUCUGGACCAAUGUGAUUCUUUUCUAUGUUGUAUCAUCUUCAGGGAAAUCAUCUAGACCACAAAGGAAGCCUGCUGCAGCCAGGGCCAGUGGCUGAGAAGGACCUUCCGAGCGGCAGCUAGGAACAGUGUGGAGCAUGCAGAGUUAUUGCAGUGGGGUCUGGUUUUCAUUUGUUUUAGCAUAUUUCUAGGAAACACUCCACCCUUUUCCUCCCUUGUUUUCCCCUGCUUCUGAACUGCCACAUGGCCACCCAGCUCCUGAAGGCACGCUCUUGUCUGCAGAAGCUAGCUGACGAGGAGAAAGCAGGCUGGUGAGAUAAAGGAAACACUAUUUCACUAGGAAGGUGGUGAAGCACUGGAAUGGGUUCCCUAGGGAGGUGGUG